AUGAUAUUCCUCACUGAACAAAUUCCAUCAUUUUGUUCAUCGCUACAGGAUAUUUGCGACGAAUGCUACUGUUACUGUUUUGAUAUUGAAGAAGAUUCUGGUAGUAUUUACUAUAUACCAACCGGAGGUCGUACUACUUCGCAACUUGACAGCUUAACAAA
Molecule: messenger RNA, 161 nt
Organism: Loa loa (African eye worm)
Lineage: Eukaryota; Metazoa; Nematoda; Chromadorea; Rhabditida; Onchocercidae
Exons: 1
Source: RefSeq, a predicted model, not a curated record